Molecule: messenger RNA, 3520 nt
Organism: Elgaria multicarinata webbii
Lineage: Eukaryota; Metazoa; Chordata; Lepidosauria; Squamata; Anguidae
Gene: PAICS
Product: phosphoribosylaminoimidazole carboxylase and phosphoribosylaminoimidazolesuccinocarboxamide synthase
Exons: 19
Coding region: 16-3171 (1051 amino acids)
Biological process (GO): 'de novo' IMP biosynthetic process
Cellular component (GO): cytosol
Molecular function (GO): phosphoribosylaminoimidazolesuccinocarboxamide synthase activity
Source: RefSeq, a predicted model, not a curated record
CAGGUCACUUUCAACAUGGAGAGUGGAGCAGGAAGGCACUGGACUGAAGAGGAGGUUAAAGCCUUGUUAAGCGUCUGGUCAGAAAAAAACAUCAGAAAGCAACUCCAUGGAACACUAAGGAAUAAAGGAAUAUUUAUUUACAUUGCUAAAAGGCUACAGGAGUUGGGGAUCUGCAGAGACUGGAAACAAUGUCGUGCAAAGUAUAAAAACCUGAAAUAUGAAUAUAGAACAGUUAAAUAUGCCCACAGCUCAGGAGAUGCUACAAAGACCAUGAAGUUUUUUCAUGAAUUGGAUGCCAUAUUGCAACAUGAACCUGUCACACAGUUAACAGGGGAAGAAAACAGCAGGUGUUCAGCAAAUGACAUCAUAUGUACCACCAGGGAGAACAAUGAAGGUGAAGUCUCAGUUACAUUGGAAGAGGAGGAAGAUGCUCCAGCAAAUCCAUUGCUUUUUAUAUCCCACUGCAGGCCUAUUCAACUAGGUAACACAUAUCUGUGUCUCUCUCCUAUCCUACCUGAUGCAGGUAACCCAACAGCAAUACUAGACACUUCCAAAAGUCUGCCCUUCAUUCCAUCUGUAGCAAACGAAGGAGGGAAGCACUGGACUGUUAAUGAAGUUAGAGCUCUAAUACGUGUAUGUUCAGACAAAAGCAUCCAGCGACAACUGGAGGGAACAGUGCGGAACAAAAGAAUAUUUGAACAUGUUGCUGCUAGACUCCAAAAAUUUGGAAUUGAUAGGGACUGGAAGCAGUGCAGGACAAAAUAUAAGAAUCUAAAACAUGAAUACAAAAGUGUUAAAGAUGCCCAGUAUUCAGGCAACACAAGCAGAAGUAUGAAGUUUUUUAGAGAAUUGGACGCUAUUCUGGGACAUGGCAAUGCAGAUAAAACACGUGGAUCGGAUAAUGAUGAUAGCGAGAAGCCUGCAGAAAGUACACCAGGAAAAAAAGUGAGAGAAUUGCAUCAAGAUGCUGGUGAGGAGGAUUCAGUUAGCAAUACAUCAGGAGACCAGGAGUUCACAGAGACAAGGAAAGCAACAGAUGUAGUGCUUCGCAGCACGGUAAACAGGGAAAAGUAUGUAAAUGGUCAUUUGGAAGAGCCAGUCGGUACACACAUGAAGGAAGAUAUAAAAGAAGAAGUUACUGAUUUGAUAAUCCCUGAAGAUGAUGAUUCCGUUAAAAGUACUCCAGAAGGUAUAGAGCUCACACGUGUAAAGCAAGAGCCAAUUGACAUAGAUGAUGAUUCUAUCAGCACAGCCUCAGAGGAUGCAUCUGGAUUUUCAAUGUAUAAACAGAUAACAGGGACGGACAAUCAAAUAUCCCUGGAUGAAGCACAGAAUCACUUUAGGGUUAUCACAAUUAAUGACACAGGAGCAGGAAAGCACUGGUGUGACAAUGAAAUCAGAGCUUUGAUAAAUAUAUGGUCAGAUGAGGAGAUACAGCAAAUGCUUGAAGGGGCAACAAGAAACAAAGAAAUAUUUGAGGAGAUUGCCAGAAGACUAAUGAAAGCUGGAAUAGAUAGAGACUGGAAGCAGUGUCGCACAAAAUACAAAAACUUAAAAUAUGAAUACCGUGCACUGCAAAAAGAAAGUGAUCAGCUUGGCAAUGCAAGGAGGAAGAUGAGGUUUUAUGAUGAAAUUGACUGCAUUCUGCGAAGUCAGCCUCCAGAGACAUUUACAGAAGUUAUCACAGACACAGUACCGCUGAAAAUCAAGAGAAAAGCUUCUGAAGAAGAACCCUCACCUGUUGAGUUGAAGAAAAGUGCUUCUGACAAUAUUGCAGUCCAGUCACAAAGAGGUAAAACUGAAAGUAUGCAGGACAACAGCAGAACACAGCUGACUAGUGUCCUCCCUGCUGUGCAACAGGCGCCUCGGGCUGUCGCUUCCGUCGCUGCAAUGGCCCCGAUACGUUCAGAACUUAAACUAGGCAAAAAAAUAAAUGAGGGGAAAACAAAAGAGGUUUAUGAAUUGCCAAACCUCCCAGGAUGUGUUCUGCUUCAAUCAAAGGACCAGAUAACAGCUGGAAAUGCAGCUAGAAAGGAUCUUAUGGAAGGGAAGGCUGCCAUCUCAAAUACAACAACAAGUUGUGUGUUUCAGUUGCUUCAGGAAGCUGGAAUCAAAACUGCUUUUGUGAGAAAACAGAGCGACACAGCGUUUAUAGCUGCUCACUGUGAAAUGAUUCCGAUUGAGUGGGUUUGUAGAAGAAUUGCUACAGGUUCUUUCCUGAAAAGAAAUCCUGGUGUUGAGGAAGGCUACAGAUUUAAUCCUCCUAAAAUUGAGAUGUUUUAUAAGGAUGAUGCAGCAAAUGAUCCACAAUGGUCUGAAGAACAACUCAUUGAAGUGAAGUUCCAGUUUGCUGGCCUUGAAAUUGGACGAACUGAAGUUGAUAUUAUGGCCCAGUCUACUCGAGCGAUUUUUGAAAUACUUGAAAGAGCAUGGCAGCCCCUGAACUGUACUUUAGUUGACAUGAAGGUUGAGUUUGGUGUUAAUGUAGCUACAAAAGAGAUUGUUCUUGCUGAUGUCAUUGAUAACGAUUCUUGGAGAUUGUGGCCAGCUGGAGACAGAAAACAGCAGAAAGACAAACAGUCUUACCGUGAUCUCAAAGAAGUGACUCCUGAAGCACUGCAGAUGGUGAAGAGAAACUUUGAAUGGGUGGCUGAAAGAGUGGAGCUGUUGCUGAAACCCCAGAGCCAAGGCAGGGUGGUUGUACUCAUGGGCUCAACUUCAGAUCUUGGUCACUGUGAAAAAAUUAAAAAGGCGUGUGGAAACUUUGGUGUUCCUUGUGAUUUACGAGUGACCUCUGCUCACAAAGGACCUGAUGAGACACUGAGAAUCAAAGCUGAAUAUGAAGGUGAUGGAAUUCCUACAGUGUUUGUAGCAGUGGCUGGGAGAAGCAAUGGCUUGGGACCUGUGAUGUCUGGAAAUACUGCAUAUCCUGUUGUCAACUGUCCUCCACUCUCUGCAGAUUGGGGUGCUCAGGACAUAUGGUCAUCGCUGAGGCUGCCUAGUGGUCUUGGCUGUUCCACAAUUCUUUCACCUGAAGGUGCUGCCCAGUUUGCUGCUCAGAUUUUUGGGUUGAAUAACCAUUUCAUCUGGGCUAAGUUGCGGUCAAGCAUGUUGAAUACAUGGAUCUCCCUGAAGCAAGCUGACAAAAAGAUGAGAGAAUACACUUUAUAGAUGGCUUUUUAAACCAUUGCUGUAUUAGCCACCAGAAUUUGGCAUGUCAUUUCUAAGACAAGAACUCUAACCUAUCAGGAAGUUCUUCCUAUAAUUCUUACCAUAAAGAUUAGCAAAGAAAUAAGUUUGCAAGUGAUCUAAACUACUGAAGACUAAACUCUGGCUUUCUGGAAAUAGUAGAACUUAGCAAAAGCAAAGUGAUAUCAGUAUUACGAUAGAAUAGUUCUUACUGAUCUAUCUUGAUGGCUUGUCAAACAGAACUGGUUAUCUGCAUUGAUUUGUAAUCUUGUACAGAAUAAGUCCGUGUGAUUCUCCUAAAGUUUAUAUUAAAAAGCUAGCAAUAACUUUA